UCCCACAAUGGCAGCAGAUUGGCAGAAUAAUCGCCCUGGCGAAGAGGACGAAGAUGACGAAGAAGUCGAUGAUACGAGUUACAAAGCGAUGAAAGACGCUGUGCUCUUUGCAAUUGAUGUCAGUUCAUCCAUGUUGGAGCGUCCACCACCUUCAGACGACAAACAUGCCGAGCGAGACUCCCCAGUAUCUGCUGCUCUCACGUGUGCCUAUCAAUUGAUGCAGCAGCGCAUCAUCUCAAACCCAAAAGACAUGAUGGGCAUACUGCUGUAUGGCACGGAAAAGUCCGACUUGAAAGAUAACGACAACACUUUCCAGCAUUGCUAUUUGCUUUCUGACCUUGACAUUCCCUGCGCACGAGACGUGAAGCAACUUCGGAAUUUACUAGAAGACGAAGACGAGGCAGCAAAGACUCUCAAGCCAUCCAAGGAUAGGGUGUCCAUGUCCACGGUUCUCUUCUGCGCAAAUCAAAUAUUCACGACCAAAGCCCCCAACUUCUCCUCACGGCGGCUGUUCUUAGUCACGGACAACGACUAUCCAGUCAGUGUGAAGCAGGACAAGGACACAGCAAUUACACGUGCGCGAGAUCUGUACGACCUGGGUUGCACGAUCGAUCUGUUCCCAAUCUCGCGUGCUGAUCAUAUGUUCGAUCGCACAAAAUUCUACGACGACCUGGUCUAUCCUACAUCUCCUUCAGAUCCUGAUGCACCGAUAGCAUUACCUUCAACCACCAAAGUGGCGAAAAGCGGAGAUGGAAUAAGUUUACUGAGACAACUUCUCUCGUCCAUCAACUCCAAAGCCGCCCCACGGCGGGCACUUUUCAGUCUUCCCUUCGAGAUAGGCCCGGGCCUUCGCAUAGGCAUCAAGGGCUUUAUUCUCAUCAAACGACAAGAGCACGCCAAGAGUUGCAAUGUUUGGGUAGGAGGCGAAAAGCCUCAAAUCGUCACGGCGUCAACCACUCAUAUGGCUGACGACACAGCUCGUGUCGUAGAGAAGGUGGAGCUCCGCAAAGCGUACAAAUUCGGUGGUGAUACCAUCACCUUCACCGCCGACGAAUCUGUUCAGCUUCGUCAAUGUUGGGGCGAACCAGUCCUACGCAUCAUUGGCUUCAAACCCCUCUCAUAUCUACCUAUAUGGGCCAAUGUUGGCAAGGCUACUUUCAUAUACCCAUCUGAGGUCGACUUCGUAGGCUCAACACGGGUCUUCUCUGCCCUCCAGCAGAAAUUACUGAAGUCAAGCAAAAUGGCACUAUCUUGGUUUAUCGCACGGAAAAACGCCGCACCGAUCCUCGCCGCCAUCAUCCCUGGUGAAGAGCGUGUAGACGAGGGUGGCGAACAGACCUGGCCACCAGGUCUGUGGAUCGUUCCUCUCCCCUUCGCCGACGACAUCCGACCGUGUCCCGAACACAAAUGCGAGCCCGUCAGCACUCCCGAACUCACCGAUAAAAUGCGCGUCAUCAUGGAACAACUUCAAUUACCCAAGGGUGUAUAUGAUCCCAGUAAAUAUCCUAACCCCGAUCUGCAGUGGUUCUACAAGAUUCUGCAAGCUAUGGCGCUCGAAGAGGAGAUUCCCGAAAAAGCCGACGACAAGACCGUACCGAAGUACAGGCAAAUCGAAAAGCGGACUGGCCCGUAUGUGAUAGAGUAUGGCGAGCAAUUUGAAGUCGAGAUGGCCAAAGUUAAUCAGCCUUCAUCAUCCCUGCCUUCCCGCGGCAAGACGGCUGCCAAACGAACGAACAUAGAAGCCGAUGAUGACGACGAGCUGAAACCGAAGAAGCGGGCCAAGAAGGAGGACGCUGGUGACGACGAUGAAGCGUUGACCAAUGCGCAGAUGGAGACUCUAUGUCUGAAUGGCUCUGUUGCGAAGCAGACUGUUGCUGUGCUGAAAGCCUACUUGAAGGCGAACGGAUUGAGCACGACAGGCAAGAAGGCUGAAUUGGUUCAGAGGGUCUCUGAUCUCUUUUAG
Molecule: messenger RNA, 1963 nt
Organism: Periconia digitata
Lineage: Eukaryota; Fungi; Ascomycota; Dothideomycetes; Pleosporales; Periconiaceae
Source: the annotation of a GenBank genome assembly